AUCUAUUUUAAUCUAUGGGGGAAAUGGGUAAUGCAUUUUAAGUACUGACAGCUGUAUUUAGUAAUUUUUGACAGACAAACAGUUUGGAAGUUCAUAGAAUUUUUUGUUAUACAUAUUUUGUUUAUUCUUGUUAGUACCAAAACAGAAGUUGAAAUUGAAGACAAAUAUUCCGUUAAAAGAAUUAUAGUGAAGUGUUAAAGUGAACUUUAUUUAGAACCAUGAUGAAGGUAAAACAUCGAUUGUUGAUUGUGUGUACCUCCGUAACAUUAUUCAUGUGGUAUUCAGUAUGGUUUAAAACUAAUCCUACAAUAACAAUAUUAGAAAAAACUGUGGGGAUGGAAAUUGCAAAAACUUAUCCUUAUUCCAAAAUGAAAUAUAUCUUACAGUGGACUAACCCUAAUACAGAACCAUUUUUAUAUAUGGGGAGGGGGCAGCAAACAUUUAUUAAAAGGCGUUGCCCUGUGAACAAUUGCUUUGUAACAUCAGAUAAGACUCUCCUAAGUGAUUUGACAGAAUAUGAUGCUGUCCUCUUCCAUGGUCCUGAGAUAAGCAAACAUCUAAUACGUUGGCCGCGGAGGAGAUCUCAGCACCAAAAGUUCGUGUUUGUUAGCAAGGAGGCUUCAACUAACUACCCCCUAUUUUAUCAAUUGUACAACGAUUUCUUCAAUUGGACUUGGACUUAUAAACUAAAUUCUGAUACUUAUUAUGGAUACGUGAUGAUUAAAAACAAACUCGGUGAUAUUAUUAGUCCAAGAGAAGAUAAGCAUUGGCUUAAGCUUGAAGAAAUGGAACCAAUAAGUGAAAAGCUUAAAAAUAAACUAGAUAGUAAAACAAUAGCUGCAGCGUGGUUUGUGUCGCACUGUGUAGUAAAAAGUCGAAGAAAUAGAAUAGCGAAGCUACUACAGAAGGAAUUAGCCAACUAUAACAUGACGAUAGACAUUUACGGAAGUUGUGGUACAAAACGCUGUCCGCGAUAUCAAGCAAACAAAUGCUUACGUAUGUUGGAGAGAAAUUACUACUUCUACUUGGCGUUCGAGAACUCUAUCGCAGAAGACUACGUGACGGAAAAGUUGCUUCACGCGUUGCAGCACUACACGGUGCCUAUAGUUUAUGGAGGAGCUAAUUAUACUCGGUUUAUGCCGGACGGUGCAUACCUAAACGUCAGGCCACUUGAUAUAAAAGGCUUGGCUCGGCAAAUGGUGGAAAUUAUAACCGACAAGAAGAAGUACUAUGAUUUCUUCAGGUGGACGAAUCACUAUUCUUACCAUUAUGGGGAAGAAUUCCCCGAAACAGACUACUAUUGUAAUUUUUGUAGUCAAAUAAAUGAUGUCGAAGCGGUGAAGCGAGUUAGCAGGUAUGAAAACUUCCUUGCUUGGUGGAAUGAAAAGAAUAGAACAGGUCCCCGAACUGGAACAUGAAGAUUUUUGACUUCUGGAAAAGUCAAAGGAGCAUUGUGAUCAAACCUAUAAUUUAAAACCAUUUUUAAGAGUUUUGUUUUCUUUGUGGGCUUGUAGAGUUAUA
Messenger RNA from Trichoplusia ni (cabbage looper), 1521 nucleotides. RefSeq names its product alpha-(1,3)-fucosyltransferase C-like. The transcript is spliced from 2 exons. Gene Ontology annotation, cellular component: membrane. NCBI's taxonomy places the organism in Eukaryota, Metazoa, Arthropoda, Insecta, Lepidoptera, Noctuidae. Gene Ontology annotation, molecular function: alpha-(1->3)-fucosyltransferase activity. Bases 219 to 1418 code for a protein of 399 amino acids. The record is from RefSeq and is a predicted model, not a curated record.